This is a messenger RNA of Fragaria vesca subsp. vesca, 2034 nucleotides long. RefSeq names its product putative peptide/nitrate transporter At5g19640-like. NCBI's taxonomy places the organism in Eukaryota, Viridiplantae, Streptophyta, Magnoliopsida, Rosales, Rosaceae. The transcript has 4 exons. Gene Ontology annotation, cellular component: membrane. Gene Ontology annotation, molecular function: transmembrane transporter activity. Gene Ontology annotation, biological process: transmembrane transport. The coding region runs from base 1 to 2034 and encodes 677 amino acids. The record is from RefSeq and is a predicted model, not a curated record.
AUGACAGGAGACAAAAACAAAGAUGUUGCAGAAUCAUCAGAAGUUCUGAAUAUAAGCUCUAUUGACAUUGAACAGAAGAGAAAUUCGCACGAAAUCGAACAGCAGAGUAACUUUCAUGAGAUUGAACUGAAGAAAAUAUCUCUUGAUGGUACCGAAGAGAAGAGGGACUCACAUGAUCCUGAAGGGAAUAGGAAGUCCUGCGUUACUGAAGAGAAAAUCAACCACUCCAACUCUCAUAAUAUUGGAGAGAAGGCCGACUCUCAUGAACACGAAGGGAAGAUCAACUCCCAUGAAGGUGAUGAACCACCUGAGAAAGGGACAAUCACUACUAGAAGUCCCAAUGCACCGAUCAUCAAAAAGAAAAGAGGAGGAUGGAAACUUGCAAUUCUCUUGUUAGCAAAUCAAGGCCUAGCUACACUAGCUUUCUUUGGUGUUGGUGUGAACUUGGUUUUGUUUCUAGUCAGAGUGCUUGAACAAUCAAAUUCCGUAGCGGCCAACAAUGUCAGCAAGUGGACCGGAACAGUUUAUCUGUUUUCUCUGGUUGGAGCUUUCCUCAGCGACUCCUAUUGGGGCCGUUACUUAACCUGUGCCGUCUUUCAAGUCUUCUUUGUAAUGGGCUUGGGACUAAUGACACUGACAUCUUGGAUCUUUCUAAUCCAUCCAUCUGGUUGUGGCAACGGAGAAAAGCUUUGCAAUCCCCCAUCCGAAACUGGUGUUGGUCUUUUUUACCUAUCAAUAUAUUUGGUAGCAUUUGGAUACGGUGGUCACCAGCCUACUAUAGCAACAUUUGGAGCGGACCAAUUUGAUGAGGCAGAUCCUGAACAGCAAAAAUCCAGAGCAAUUUUCUUCUCGUAUUUCUACUUUGCACUUAACGUAGGGUGUCUCUUCUCAAACACCAUCUUAGUUUAUUAUGAGGAUCAGGGAUAUUGGAAUAUAGGGUUUGUUGCCUCAUUAGGGUCAGCAGUAGUAGCCCUAUUAUCCUAUUUGAUGGGAUCAAGUCGUUAUCGGUAUAUAAAACCAUGCGGCAACCCUUUGCCUCGUGUUGCUCAGGUAUUUGUGGCAGCUGCUAAAAAAUGGCAUGUUGUUCCAGCUGAUGCAGAUGAUCUGUAUGAGAUGGAAGGAAAAGAAUCUGCAAUCAAAGGGAGUAGGAAGAUUCUUCACAGCAAUGAAAUUGAGUUUUUGGACAAGGCAGCAACAAUAACGGACAAGGAUCAAAAUGAGAAGAACCCUUGGAGGCUUUGCACUGUAACCCAAGUCGAAGAAGCCAAAUGCGUCCUGAAACUUCUACCUAUUUGGCUUUGCACUAUAAUUUACUCAGUGAUCUUCACACAAAUGGCUUCUCUAUUCGUAGAGCAAGGUGAUGUAAUGCAUGCCAAAAUCGGAAACUUUCAUAUCCCAGCUGCUAGCAUGUCAGCUUUUGACAUAUGCAGCGUCCUAAUCGCCACUGGAAUUUACCGCCAAGUCCUUGUGCCUUUAGCUGGAAGACUAAGUGGAAACCCUAAAGGGUUAUCAGAGCUUCAGAGAAUGGGAAUUGGACUAAUCAUCGGAUUGUUCGCAAUGGUUGCAGCUGGUGUCACGGAGAUUGCAAGGCGCAAAUAUGUGGAGCCGGGUAAGAGAAUAAGCUCUCUGAGCAUAUUUUGGCAAAUUCCACAAUAUGUCUGUGUUGGUGUUUCGGAAGUUUUCAUGUAUGUUGGUCAGCUCGAGUUCUUUAACGGUGAAGCCCCAGAUGGGAUAAAAAGCUUUGGAAGUUCGUUGUGCAUGGCUUCAAUCUCUCUUGGGAAUUAUGUUAGCAGUAUGCUAGUUGCUGUGGUGAUGGGGAUUACUGCUAGAGGUUCAGACCCAGGUUGGAUUCCAAAUAACUUGAAUGAAGGUCAUAUGGACAGGUUCUACUUCCUGAUUGCAGGACUAGCAGUCAUCGAUUUUGUAAUUUAUGUUUAUCUUUCUAAGAGGUACAAGUAUAUCAAUCUUGAAGGCCCUGAGAAUGAAGAGGAAAGUCAAGAAAGUCGGGAUGAUGAAGUGCUCCGAUGUGUUUAG